Phanerochaete carnosa HHB-10118-sp is the source of this 3366-nucleotide messenger RNA. RefSeq lists its product as uncharacterized. The record is from RefSeq and is a predicted model, not a curated record. The coding region runs from base 21 to 1142 and encodes 373 amino acids. NCBI's taxonomy places the organism in Eukaryota, Fungi, Basidiomycota, Agaricomycetes, Polyporales, Phanerochaetaceae. The transcript is spliced from 2 exons.
GCGGAACGCUAGGUUUCCUCAUGCCGCUAGCUCGAUCAAACUUGCCUGUGCUCCCCCGUGAGCUCAAAGCCACCUCUUCAGAGCAAGUUGCUUCUCUCUGGUCAAACUACGGCUACAUUUAUCGUCUCCAUCUCUCAUCCGAACCGCACACUUUAAUAUUCAAAUCGAUUCACCCGCCCGCGGUCGCACACCCUGACGAGUCGCACCUCCGAAGGCUGCUCUCAUAUGACGUCGAGCGAUGGUUCUAUCGGCACCUUACCUCUCGCCUGCCUGAAACUGUCAAGGUCGCGAAAGACUACCCGUUGCAGAGCGACGCUGAGCACAGCUUGCUCCUUGAAGAUCUUUCGAUAGAGUUCCCGUACCCCGCAAGCGGAAGCCUGGACAGGGACGCGACUACAUGCGUCUUGCACUGGCUUUCCGGCUUUCAUGGCACAUUCUUCCGUACCCAUAGCCGCGAAGGUGCGGUAAGACUCCCUCUGGUUCCGCCGCCAAUGCAGUGGAAAUCAGGCGAGUCGGCCGGGGUCUGGGAGCGAGGGACCUACUGGUACCUUGACACCCGCAGAGAAGAGCUGGAGCAGACCAAUGAGGACGAUUAUAGCUGGCUCAUGCCCUGGGUCGAAAAGGUACGUCUUGUGAACGACGCGGUCAACCAUGAGGUUGAAGCGUACGGCACGCUCAUGCACGGCGAUGUCAAGGGCGCAAACAUUGUAUUCAAUCGAGAUCCAUACCCACGACGUGGAGGCAAGGCGUCGUCAUCCGCUACGGAAUUGGCUCUGUGCUGUGCUCUAUACGACUUCCAGUACGUAGGGCUCGGCUUGUCCACGCUCGACCUAGUGUACUUCCUGGGGACAUCUGUGGAGCCAAAGCUCUUGAGAUCUCUCGCGGAUGAACGCGAGAUACUCCAGGAGUACUUCGACAGGUUCCAAGAAGUCGCUGCUCGAGAACCAGCCGACGGAUCCGAAUAUACUUUCGACAAAUUUUGGGCGCAUUGGGAACUGUCUAUCGUUGACUGGUGCAGGUUUAUGGCAGGCUGGGGCUUUUGGGGGAACGACCGGUGGGUCGAGCGUAGGGCGAAAGGAAUCGUGGAGAGUUGGGACACGUCAGAUUUCCCUUUUCUGGGGCCGCAAGCCUUGGGUAGCUAAACAGUGUGUAAGACUUACAUGCGGCUAUCACCUCUAAUUCUCUCACAUUACGGUCACUUAGAUGCCGUUCAGUUGAGGCGGAUUUGUUCUAGCAGUGUAUACGUAAAUGAAGGUAUCAUUCUAGCUUUGGCACCUGUCUAUCCUUGAAGGCAGAGUCAGCGCUAUUCAGCGCACGCUAACGUCUGCUACCUUGCAGCGUGCGGAUGUCUAAUCUCGAAAGCUUGACGGCCGUCGUCCCUAACUGUGGCAGUGCGAAAACCCAGAACAAAACAAAGAAAAGCGUAAAGUGGAGGAUGGCGCCAGGGGGCGAAUGUACCUGACAAUUGCUUCCCCGUACUCUUGUGCGUGCGCAGACUUGCGCGAAAUAACUGCCCGUCGACGACUUCUAGAUGCCCAUCAUAUCAUAAAGUCAACUCUCAUAUAAGCCCUCCAAGACUGUAGGCCUGUAGGGGUCAUACACGCGCCAAAAGAUUCUAAACUGAACCUACACCCUGCAAUGGUACUUUAGUACGGUCAAACUAGCCGAGAAAAAUAAAGACGGAGUAGAAGAGGAGACAGAGGGAUAGACGGGGAGUUGGCACAGGAAGGGUAUGAAAAAAAUGGUAUACAACAGCGGCAAGGGCACAAGGAUAACAGGAAGGGUACGCGAUACAAUACGGUCACGGCGCAGUCGAUAAUAUGAAGCACAGCUUUCAGACCUAGUCGCGAUUAGAACGAGCGCACCUUCGUCGCGAAAAACAGAGUCUCACCAAGGCAGUCAUUCAAUACCUCACAGCAGCCGCAGUCUGCGCGCCAUGGAGGCUGCUCGCGCGACGCGACAUGCGCCAGUCGCCGGUGCCCUGGCCGAGGUACUGGCCAGGGUUCUUCAGCGGUGCGUUGCUGCGGUCAAGGCACUCGAGGGGAACGACGCCCUGCUCGCUGUGCGAGUUGAGGCAAAGCGUCCAGCCGUCAUCGUACUCGUUCAGCACGCGCACCGUCUCGCCAACAGUGACCGAUAGCUCGUCUGGCAGGUUCGGGAUGUACGUGCACCGGACGCACGCGUAGUUCGCACCCGCGGACGCAGGACUGAGUGAGACCGCAGCGCCGCCAGCUGUGAGCGUUGGGCUCUGCACCGGGGCCCCGACGGGGAGUGGGUUAUUGUACGACAUAGGCGGAGGUGUGAGCGCGGGCACGGUCGGAGAGGCGAGAGUAGUGAGCUUCUCGGGGACCUGGGGCGGGUUUGCGCCAUCGUUGCGGAGGUACAUCUUCUCAGAGAUGUCGUUCUCACGGUCCUGCCCGGGGCCGAAGUCGGGCUUCGGCCAGACAAACGUCUCAUGACGCUUCGCGCGGCGGCGCAGGAAGAUCUUGCGGAUGACCCACACGAGCAUGACGACUGCGGCGAUGAUGGAGACCGCGACUAUGCCUCCGAUCGCGCCUCCAGAGAGGCCUUUGCUCGAGGUAGUGGACGCUUGAUCCGCGCCGCUUGUCGGAGCAGCAGAGCCGGUGACCGUGCUCGAGAGGGUGCCAACGAAAGAGUUGCCAUUAUCGACAACGGAUGUGCUGCUAGAUGGUAGCGGAGUGACAGAUGGGUUUGCAGAACUAGCAGAGGAGGCGCCCGAAGAGUUCGAGCUAGUAGCUGAACUGGAAGAAGUGGAAGAACUUGCAGUAGACGGAGCCGAGGUUUGCGCGGAGGAGCUCGUCUGGGAUGACCUCGUCUGGGCCUGCGUGCUUGACUGCUGAGCGGAGGUGGGCGUAGGCGUAUUGGCCGUGGGGGGAACCGUGCUCUCCACAGGAACGAGCACUGUUGCGAUAUUGGUUUGAAGGAUGGUGGUGAAUGGCAGCACGACGCUGUUGACAAUUGUCGUUACACUCUGUGUAAAUCCUUCCCCUCCGCCAGCAUCUCCCAGAACUGGAAUAUCCAACAAGUCUGUACCAUCUCCCACAUUGCCUAAAUCAAGAAGUCCGGGACUGCGAGGAUAGUUGUCGCGUGGAGUCUUUUCUUGCGCGAUAUCGUUGCCAAAGGAUGGAAGUCGCGCUAAUUGACGUCGGUGCCGGCGCCCCCGCACGGCGGGAGAUAAAUGGCUCGAGGACAUUGUUGAUGCUUUGUGAGCGUGAUGCAAAAGGAGCGAUGCAAGAAAAGAGCGAACGUCGAGCUCGUCGACAGGGUCGAUGAGGGCGGGAACAAGGGCGAAGAUGUUGGCUGACCACCUCGUUUUUGUUGCACUUGGGGCGCGGUGGGAACCGC